AUGAGUUGGCAAAUCACUCUCUUCAUAUAUGUGAUGCCUAUAAUCCUGAUGAACUCUGGUAGACUGAAGGGAUGUCCAUCUGAAUGCAUUUGUGAAGACAGUGAUGGAGAGUUGCAUGUCGAUUGCAGUCACGGUGGUUUGUCUGAAAUUCCUUCAAAUAUUCCAUCCAAUACUACGAAAUUAGUGUUGGAUAGUAACGAAUUAACAUCGUUACCGGAAACUGUUUUUAAAGAGUUACCAAACCUAAAACAACUUAAUAUAUCCCACAACUCAUUGACAUCUUUACCAGAUGGAAUAUUUCACAACUUGACUGAUUUAACAACACUUGACUUGUCCUACAACAAUCUACAAUCAUUGAAUUCGUCAUUAUUUGAUGGGUUAUACAAUCUACAUGUGUUACGCCUCUACGACAAUGACAUAACAUUCUUACCAUCAACGACAUUCCAUUCAUUGACAAAACUAUCAUUCCUGAAUGUUCGUGACCAUCAUAACAAAAUGAGUUGGCAAAUCACUCUCUUCAUAUAUGUGGUGCCUAUAUUGCUGAUGAACUCUGGUACACUGAAAGGAUGCCCAUUUGAAUGCAGUUGUGAAGACAAUGAUGGAGAGCUGCAUGUCGAUUGCAGUCAUGGGGGUCUGUCUGAAAUUCCUUCAAAUAUUUCAUCUGAUACUACGAGAUUAGUGUUGGAAUAUAAUGAUUUGAUAACAAUUCCGGAACAUGCUUUUAUCGAUUUGCAUGGGCUGGUUUACAUAAACCUCGGAUGGAACGGAAUUACUGAGAUUUCUGCAAAAGCUUUUGUUGAUGUAUCUAACUUAACAGAACUUAAGUUACACAGAAAUGGAUUAACAUCGUUACCGGAAACAGUUUUCGACGAGUUACCAAACCUAAAGAAACUCGAUAUAUCCUACAACUCAUUGACAUUUUUACCAAGUGAAAUAUUUCACAACUUGACUGAUUUAACAGAACUGGACUUGUCCUAUAAUAAUCUUCAAUCACUGAAUUCGACAUUAUUUGAUGGAUUGAAUAAUCUACUUGAGCUACGCCUCUACGGCAAUGAUUUAACAUUCUUACCAACUUCCAUCAAGGUAACUUAUUUGAACUUUGGAUAUAACGAAUUCUCACAGUUUCCUGACACUAUUCAGAGAUUAUCGAAUCUCCGUUAUCUAUACCUUUAUGGCAACGAAAUAAAGCAUUUACCAAAUUUUCACAAUUUUACAAAACUACAAAUGUUAAAGCUCUCAGACAAUCCCUGGUCAUGUGACUGUCACAUGGAGGCUUUCAAGAGAUGGAUACACAAUAACACACAAGUAGAUACCCAACUAAUCUGUCAAUUUCCAAUCGAGUAUACCGGAACAGACAUUGUCAAUUUAGCAGUAUCAGAUCUUCAGUGUGUUCCACCGAAAUUUAACAACUCAUUUGAAUAUGUGUAUGUUGAGGUAAACGAACCAGUAACACUGACUGUUGAUGUUAAUGGUGUCCCACUGCCACAUAUCCAGUGGAUACCUCCUAAUGGCAUUGUAAUUGGUACUGCGGUUGAUUCUGUAGUACGUCUUGAACCAGACGGCAGUAUCUUCAUCACAUCUGUCCAGAAAGACUUAGUUGGGCCGUAUGUGUGCAUUGCGAACAACGAUAAGGGCCACGAUGGAGCAGUACGAUAUCUACAAAUACGUUCUCUGCCACUAGCCACGACCACUUAUUCAACAACCUUGACAACCACUAGCUACAUGACUGAGGCGACCAAUAAAAGCGCCUCCAGUGGUGUAAUAAGCACAACAGAUACCACAUUGCCUCAUAGUAUUGGUCAGACAACUGAUAAAACUACAUUAUUCCACUAUACAAACGUUAGCUCUAGUCAAAAACGUGAUCACCUCUGCUCAUACUUCGAUCGCAACUCAA
Saccoglossus kowalevskii is the source of this 1894-nucleotide messenger RNA. Its product is annotated as leucine-rich repeat-containing G-protein coupled receptor 5-like. The record is from RefSeq and is a predicted model, not a curated record. NCBI's taxonomy places the organism in Eukaryota, Metazoa, Hemichordata, Enteropneusta, Harrimaniidae.